CCAAAGGUUUAAGGCCACCACAGAGAUUGUGAGGAAAGCGAGGACAAAGAUCCGUGGCCUUGGGAAUUGUUUUGACACAAAGCUGUCCAUUUCAGGAAUUACGGAAAUUAUAGCAACCAACAAUCAUGCCAUCAUUUUUGCUGGUCCUGCUGUUGCUGCUGCUGCUCUUCACCCUUGUUAUCUCUGGCCUUGUAUACUUUUAUUUCAUCCAUGGUGUUGGGGAGAACCCCUUUCACCAGCUGAUUUUGCACUCGCCAAAGCCGAUCGUCACUGAUGUGGAAGCCCGGAAAAAGAUCCUCAAGAAAGCUUUCUCAAAGGAUAAAGUACCUUCCAAUUUAGAUGCGAUUGUUAUCGGAAGCGGCAUCGGAGGUCUGUCUGUUGCAGCAGUUUUGGCAAAGACAGGAAAACGAGUGUUAGUGCUGGAGCAGCACAGCAAAGCUGGAGGAUGUUGUCACACCUACAAUAAGAAGGGCUUUGAAUUUGAUGUUGGCAUCCAUUAUGUGGGAGAAGUGGAUGAGAAGAGUAUUGCACGAAUGAUCAUAGACCAGCUGACGGAUGGGCACCUAGAUUGGGUUCGGUUAGAGGAUCCCUAUGAUAUUAUCACCUUGGGAGACAAGGAGUAUGAACUCUAUUCUGGCAAGGAAGCCUUUGUGAACCAGUUGGAGAGACAGUUUCCAGGGGAGAGAAAGGCCAUCGAAGAGUUCAUGAGACUAUCAAAGAUUACAACAACACAUAUGCCUUUGCUUGCCAUGCUGAAGAUGAUUCCCUUAUGGCUAUCUACAUUCCUGAUUCGAUGGGGCCUCAUCCAGUGGAUCUCCCCCAUUUUCAAAUUGACAUGUUCCAGCCAAAGCAAGAUUGUAGAACAACUGACUACAAACAAGGACCUGCAAGCCAUUUUCAGCUACUUCUUCUAUGGAGUUCCUCCAAAAGACUCCAGUUUCCUCAUGACUAGCAUAUUGGUUCGUCAUUAUCAGCGUGGUUCAUGGUACCCUAAAGGGGGCCCUAGCGAGAUUCCUUUCUGCAUCAUCCCUGUCAUUGAGAGAUCUGGAGGUGCUGUACUAAUGAAGGCACGUGUGAAUCAGAUCUUGCUCUCAGAGAGUGGCAAAGCAAUAGGGGUGAGUGUACAGAAAGGACAGGAUGAAGAGGUGAAAAUUUAUGCUCCUAUCGUGAUCUCAGAUGCUGGCAUUUACAAUACCAUGGCGAACCUCCUGCCUCCUCAGAUCAGAAGCAAACCAGAGAUCCAGUCCCAAAUUGACAUGGUCCAGCACAGCAUGGGUUCCUUCAUUGUCUUUGUGGGCCUUCGAGGGACCAAAGAAGAGCUUGGUCUCAAGUCAAGCAACUAUUGGCUUUAUCCAAGCAAUGAUCUGGAUACUUUGAUGACUACAUAUUCUGAUAUACCCAAAGAAGAGGUGAGCAACAACAUUCAGAUGAUGUACAUUACCUUCCCAUCAGCCAAAGAUCCCACUUAUGAAGAAAGACACCCAGGUUGCUCUUGUAUGUCUAUCAUCACUAUGAUUCACUACAAGUGGUUUGAAGAGUGGUCUGAAGGCCGUGUGAGGAACAGAGGGGCCGACUAUGAUGCCUUUAAGAUGGAGAUUGCUCAGCAAAUCCUAGAUAAGACUUUGGAGAAAUUUCCACAACUCAGCGAUAAGAUUGAAUUUAUGGAAGCUGCUACCCCUCUCAGCAACCAGUACUAUCUAGCUGCUCCUCUGGGUGAAAUGUAUGGUGCAGAGCAUGAUAUAAUCCGCUUUAGCCCACAAGUUAUGGCUGCCAUGAGAGCAACGACUCCCAUUCCGAAUCUCUAUUUGACAGGUCAAGAUGUUAUGUGCUGUGGCUUACUCGGCGCUCUGAAUGGGGGACUGAUUUGUGCCAGCAGUGUGCUUGGACGCAACGUUUUCAUUGACUUGCUGCGACUGAAGAGAAAACUGAACAGGCUAAAUCACAAGAAAGAGAACUAGUCUUUUCAGCCAUGGACACCCUUUCAAGGAAAAGAAAAAGUGGGCUGGGUGUAAAAGCUGAUCCUUGCAGGAUCAGAUUGAAGGUUGAUUUUCUCCAGUAUUCAGUUGAAUUCCUCUAGGGAUCCCACAAGCAGGCCAUGAGGAGGACAGGAAUUCUCUCCUACUGUGGUUCUCCAGAAAGAUCCUGUUAAGAUUCCUCCUGCUUCUAGUCCUGUAGACAGUAUAUAGUCUAGCAUACUAAUAUGUUAUAAGACCUAAAAUAAUAUUGCUAAGUAUUGAACAUAAGCUGCUAUAGGACCCUUUUUGAAGAGAGUGCUAAAAAUUCUGAAAAGGCAGACAGACAGACAGAUCAGAAGCUAAUUAUUUAACCUCUGUGGCAUAGUCUGAUUUCCUUUUAUAUUCUGUCUGAGUUGGUCACCACCACUACAUCUUAGUCUGGGCAAAUUACAUCAUUUAUUGUGUGCUCUAUGAAUAAAUAAACACAUCAGAUCUUUCACUCUGUUGCUUUUUUAAAUUUGAAAAGGGAAUAGGGAUGACAGACGCUGAAAUGUAAAAGAUGAUGAGUACACUUGGAAGUAUCUCAAAGCUUCCACAUUGUUCUCCAAGUUGGUCAUCCUCACUGGGCAAUUGUCUCUCAUGAUCUGUGUUUGCCUUCAUGAUGCUGACCCCCAAUAAAUGUAACUUAAAACCACA
Sceloporus undulatus (fence lizard) is the source of this 2651-nucleotide messenger RNA. RefSeq names its product all-trans-retinol 13,14-reductase-like. The transcript is spliced from 13 exons. The record is from RefSeq and is a predicted model, not a curated record. NCBI's taxonomy places the organism in Eukaryota, Metazoa, Chordata, Lepidosauria, Squamata, Phrynosomatidae. The coding region runs from base 126 to 1958 and encodes 610 amino acids.